AUGUCGAAACCGGAAUCCCGUUCCCACCAGACCCUCGUUGCCUUGCUGGAGAGAGAUGGUGCGUGGGUCUCCACCCCCGACUACACCACUCCCUUCAAGGGCCUGGACGAUGCGCUCGACCGACUCCUACCCUACCAUAUGCUCGCCGGGGAGAACCCUGCUGAGGCCGAUGCAGAGGCCGCGGCCGGAGCAAGCGGGGGGGUCCUGGCCGCGCCCCGCAGCGAGGUCUGGCGCGCACAGCUGGCGGCGCGGGCGUUGGACCUGCAUGCCAUGCAGCACGCGCUGGACGGGCGCGUGACAGCUGCCGAGAAGGCGCUGCUGACCAAGUCAGAGCUGCCGGCCCUGAUGCUGCAGUCGUACGCCACCGCCGAGGCCCAGGCCCAGGUCCAGGCAGAGCUCAGGCUGAGGCAGGCCGCCGACGAGGCCGCGCGCGCCAUGGCGCGCGGGGAUGCGGCCCUGGCCCCUGUGCCGGCCCCCGGCCCCGCCGCCGGCCCGGCGCAGGCCCCGGCCGUGGCAGGGGCCCCGGGCGGCGCACAGGACGCCCAGCGCGCGGCGCCGCUGGGCGCCGCACCGGCAGCGCCGGUUCAGCCGCCGCACGUCCAGGCGCAGCAAGCAGGCUCGGCGCCGGGGUCACAGCCGGCGCAGGCACAGGCGACGGCGGCCCCGCCACAGAUGCCCGCUGCGUCUCGGGCCGGCCCGCCAGGGUCCACUGCGGGUGCGCCCGCCGCGCCGGGGCCCAGCGCGGGAACCCCAGCGGCGCAGCCGGCGGCAGGCCCGGCCUCCCAAGCUCCCUCCAACCCGGCGCUGGAAAAGCAGCGGGCGCUGGCGGCCUUGGCGGCGCGCAUCAAGCAGUCGGCAAGGCGGUGA
This is a messenger RNA of Auxenochlorella protothecoides, 867 nucleotides long. RefSeq lists its product as hypothetical. NCBI's taxonomy places the organism in Eukaryota, Viridiplantae, Chlorophyta, Trebouxiophyceae, Chlorellales, Chlorellaceae. The record is from RefSeq and is a predicted model, not a curated record. Bases 1 to 867 code for a protein of 288 amino acids. The transcript has 2 exons.